CCGCACCGAGCGGCUCGGCCUCAUGCCGGCGCCGCCAGCCCACGGCUGAGCGCUGCGCCCCGCAGAGCCGAGCCGAAACGGGCACGGGCACGGGCACGGGCACGGACACGGGCACGGGCACGGGCACAAGCAUAAGCAUAAGCACAGGACAGCCGCUGCUCCCUGCUAGCAGGACCCACCUCCAGCUGGCACGAUGGCAGGAGCAUCUGUGAAGGUGGCGGUGCGCGUCCGGCCAUUCAACUCCCGGGAGAUGAGCCGGGAAUCUAAAUGCAUUAUCCAGAUGUCAGGAAGCACCACCACUAUCCUGAACCCGAAGCAGCCCAAAGAGACACCAAAAAGCUUCAGCUUUGACUAUUCCUAUUGGUCCCACACUACGCCUGCAGAUAUCAACUAUGCAUCUCAGAAGCAAGUGUACCGGGACAUUGGUGAGGAGAUGUUGCAACAUGCGUUUGAAGGCUAUAAUGUCUGCAUCUUUGCCUAUGGGCAGACGGGUGCUGGAAAAUCCUACACCAUGAUGGGGAAGCAGGAGAAGGACCAGCAAGGCAUCAUCCCUCAGCUGUGUGAGGACCUCUUCUCCCGCAUCAAUGACACGACAAAUGACAACAUGUCCUACUCAGUGGAGGUGAGCUACAUGGAGAUAUACUGUGAGCGUGUGAGGGACCUCCUGAACCCCAAGAACAAGGGGAACCUGCGAGUAAGGGAGCAUCCCCUCAUGGGCCCAUAUGUUGAAGACCUUUCCAAGCUGGCUGUGACCUCCUACAACGAUAUCCAGGACCUGAUGGACUCUGGGAACAAGGCCCGCACGGUGGCUGCCACCAACAUGAACGAGACCAGCAGCCGCUCCCAUGCCGUGUUCAACAUCAUCUUCACGCAGAAGCGGCAUGAUGCCGAGACAGACAUCACCACUGAGAAGGUCAGCAAAAUCAGCCUGGUAGACCUGGCAGGAAGUGAGCGAGCUGACUCCACUGGUGCGAAGGGCACAAGACUAAAGGAAGGAGCAAACAUCAACAAGUCCUUGACCACGCUGGGGAAAGUCAUCUCUGCCCUAGCCGAAAUGGAUUCAGGGCCAAACAAGAACAAAAAGAAGAAGAAGACAGAUUUCAUCCCUUACCGGGACUCAGUGCUGACCUGGCUACUGCGAGAGAACCUGGGGGGCAACUCCAGGACAGCCAUGGUCGCUGCUCUCAGUCCUGCUGACAUCAACUACGAUGAGACCCUCAGCACUCUCAGGUACGCUGACCGUGCAAAGCAGAUCCGCUGCAAUGCUGUCAUUAAUGAGGACCCCAACAACAAGCUCAUCCGGGAGCUGAAGGAUGAGGUGGCACGCCUGCGUGACCUUCUCUACGCCCAGGGCCUUGGGGACAUCAUUGACACCCAUCCUGCUGCAGGAGGAUCCAAAUAUGUGUCCGACUUUGAGAACAAUAAUGAUGCUAGAGGGACAGAGCUGAGUCACCGCCAUGACAAUCUCUCCACAGUGACCAAUGCCAUCGCUGGGAUCAGCCCCUCUUCGUCCCUGUCAGCCUUGUCCAGCCGUGCAGCCUCUGUCGCCAGCCUCCAUGAACGCAUCAUGUUUGCUCCAGGCAGUGAGGAGGCAAUCGAAAGGCUCAAGGAAACGGAGAAGAUUAUUGCAGAGCUGAAUGAGACAUGGGAGGAGAAGCUGCGUAGGACAGAAGCAAUCCGGAUGGAAAGGGAAGCGUUGCUUGCCGAAAUGGGGGUGGCCAUGAGGGAGGAUGGAGGCACCUUGGGUGUUUUCUCUCCUAAGAAGACACCCCACUUGGUCAACCUGAAUGAGGACCCGCUCAUGUCUGAGUGUCUUCUCUACUACAUCAAGGAUGGGAUAACAAGGGUUGGCCGGGAAGAUGCCGAGAAGAGGCAGGACAUCGUUCUCAGCGGGCACUUCAUUAAGGAAGAGCACUGCCUUUUCCGCAGUGACAACAAAACCAGUGGUGAAGUAAUAGUGACCCUGGAGCCCUGUGAAGGUGCUGACACUUACGUGAAUGGCAAAAAGGUGACGGAGCCCAGCAUCCUGCGCUCAGGAAACCGCAUCAUCAUGGGGAAGAGCCAUGUCUUCCGCUUCAACCACCCCGAGCAGGCUCGGCAGGAGCGGGAGCGGACCCCGUGUGCCGAGACCCCAGCUGAGCCUGUAGACUGGGCUUUCGCCCAAAGAGAGCUGCUGGAGAAGCAGGGCAUCGACAUGAAGCAGGAGAUGGAGCAGAGGCUCCAGGAACUGGAGGACCAGUACCGGAGGGAGCGGGAGGAGGCAAACUACCUUCUUGAGCAGCAAAGGCUGGACUAUGAGAGCAAAUUGGAGGCUUUGCAGAAGCAGAUGGACUCUAGGUAUUACCCUGAGGCAAAUGAGGAAGAAGAAGAACCUGAGGAUGAAGUGCAGUGGACGGAGCGGGAGUUUGAGCUGGCCCUCUGGGCCUUUAGGAAGUGGAAGUGGUACCAAUUCACCUCCCUCCGUGACCUGCUCUGGGGCAAUGCCAUCUUCCUCAAGGAAGCCAAUGCCAUCAGUGUGGAGCUGAAGAAGAAGGUCCAGUUCCAGUUUGUUCUCCUCACGGACACGCUGUACUCACCUCUCCCUCCUGACCUGCUGCCUCCUGAUGCUGCCAAAGACCGGGAGAAGCGGCCAUUCCCCCGGACCAUCGUGGCUGUAGAGGUGCAGGACCAGAAGAACGGGGCAACGCAUUACUGGACCCUGGAGAAGCUGAGGCAACGCCUGGACCUGAUGCGUGAAAUGUAUGACCGUGCAGCAGAAGUGCCUUCCAGUGUCAUUGACGACUGUGACAACGUGGUGACUGGCGGAGAUCCUUUCUAUGACCGCUUUCCCUGGUUCAGGCUGGUGGGCAGUUCAGAUAUCUCUGGCUGCAACAGCUCUCCUCUUUUCAACACAUGCAUGAGCGAGCGCAUGGCUGAUCUCACCCCCUCCCCUACCUUCUCGAACCCCGACUCCGACAUCACCGAGCCUGCUGACGAGCAGCACCAGGGGCAGGAGGAGGAGGAGGAGGAGGCGGAGGACCUGGAGGAAGACAUCUUUCCGGAGUGCCCACUGUGUGAUGGCCGGGAUCCGUUUUACGACCGCUCCCCCCUGUUCAGUUUAGUAGGAAGGGCCUUCGUCUACCUGAGCAACCUCCUCUACCCUGUGCCCCUGGUCCACCGCGUGGCCAUCGUCAGUGAGAAGGGCGAGGUGAAGGGCUUCCUGCGUGUGGCAGUCCAGGCCAUCUCAGCGGAUGAGGAAGCCCCUGACUAUGGCUCUGGCGUGCGGCAGUCGGGGACGGCCAAGAUAUCCUUCGAUGACCAGCACUUUGAGAAGUUCCAGUCAGAGUCAUGCCCAGCUGUGGGGAUGUCUCGCUCGGGGACCUCCCAGGAGGAGCUGCGCAUUGUCGAAGGCCAGGGGCAGGUCAGCGACGUGGGUCCCUCUGCUGAUGAGGUCAACAACAAUACCUGCACAGUGACACCAGAGGACCUUCUCUUGGACAGCCCAGAGAAGUCCGUGUCAGAAGGGCCACUGGAGACGGCUCUGGACCACUUGAAGCUGGGCAGCAUGUUCACAUUCCGCGUGACAGUCUUGCAAGCCUCCAGCAUCUCUGCAGAAUACGCAGACAUCUUCUGCCAGUUCAACUUCAUCCAUCGCCAUGACGAGGCCUUUUCAACAGAGCCCUUGAAGAACACAGGACGGGGGCCGCCAUUGGGCUUCUAUCACGUCCAAAAUAUUGCUGUGGAGGUGACCAAAUCCUUCAUUGAAUACAUCAAGAGCCAGCCUAUUGUAUUUGAAGUCUUUGGGCACUACCAGCAGCAUCCCUUCCCACCCCUCUGCAAGGAUGUCCUGAGCCCACUGAGGCCAUCCCGGCGCCACUUGCCCCGUGUGAUGCCACUCUCCAAACCAGUGCCUGCAACGAAACUGAGCACCAUGACUCGGCCCAGCCCUGGCCCAUGCCAGUGCAAGUAUGACCUGAUGGUCUUCUUUGAGAUCUGUGAGCUGGAAGCCAAUGGCGACUACAUCCCUGCUGUUGUGGACCACCGUGGAGGCAUGCCAUGCCAUGGAACCUUCCUCCUCCACCAGGGCAUCCAGAGGAGGAUCACUGUCACCUUGGUGCAUGAAACAGGCAGCCUCAUCCGCUGGAAGGAAGUGCGGGAGCUGGUUGUAGGUCGGAUCCGGAACACCCCAGAAGCAGAUGAGUCUCUCAUCGACCCCAACAUCCUGUCCCUGAACAUCCUCUCCUCUGGGUACAUCCACCCCUCCCAGGAUGACCGGACUUUCUACCAGUUUGAGGCAGCAUGGGAUAGCUCCAUGCACAACUCGCUGCUGCUCAACCGUGUCACCCCGUACAGGGAGAAAAUCUACAUCACCCUGUCUGCCUACAUUGAGAUGGAGAACUGCACUCAGCCUGCCGUCAUCACCAAAGACUUCUGCAUGGUUUUCUACUCCCGGGAUGCCAAGCUUCCUGCCUCCCGCUCCAUCCGCAACCUUUUUGGCAGUGGCAGCCUACGGGCUUCUGAGAGCAACCGUGUGACGGGAGUCUACGAGCUCAGCCUCUGCCGAGUGGCAGAUGCCGGCAGCCCAGGCAUGCAGAGACGUCGCCGGCGUGUGCUAGACACCUCUGUAGCCUAUGUGCGGGGAGAGGAGAACCUGGCUGGCUGGCGGCCCCGCAGUGACAGCCUCAUCCUUGACCAUCAAUGGGAGCUGGAGAAACUCAGCCUCCUGCAAGAAGUGGAGAAGACGAGGCACUACCUGCUCCUGCGUGAGAAGCUGGAGACAACCCAGCGCUUGGGCCUGGAGACCCUGUCCACUUGCUCCAGUGAGGACUCUGAGUCCCGAAGCACCUCCUGCGUCUCCUCCCCGCUCUCUGUCGAUGGGGCUGCUGAGAACCGCACCUCACCUCCUGAGAGCCCCAGCGAGAGGCAGAAGGAACUGGCUGUGAAGUGCUUGCGCCUGCUCACACAUACCUUCAACAGGGAGUACAGCCACAGCCAUGUCUGCAUUAGCGCCAGUGAGAGCAAGCUGUCUGAAAUGUCUGUGACCCUGAUGAGAGACCCAUCCAUGCCAGUUCUUGGGGUCACCACUCUUACCCCCUCUUCAACCUGCCCAUCACUGGUGGAAGGACGCUACAAUGCCAUCGAUGUCAGACCCCCCCAAGUCUCUUCCAGAGCAGAGACCCCUGACCUGGAGCCCGCAGUAGAAGGAGAGCAGAAGAAGUCCCCAGGCCACCGGCCUGAGGAGGAGAAGGAGCCCCAGCGUUUGCUGGUGCCUGACAUCCAGGAGAUCCGGGUCAGCCCCAUCGUCUCCAAAAAGGGCUACUUGCACUUCCUGGAGCCCCACACCAAUGGGUGGGUGAAGCGCUUCGUGGUGGUCCGGCGCCCAUAUGUCUACAUCUACAACUCAGACAAAGACAUGGUCGAGAGGGCCAUACUCAAUCUCUCCAAGGCCCAGGUGGAGUACAGUGAGGACCAGCAGGCCAUGCUCAAGACCCCGAACACGUUUGCAGUGUGCACAGAGCAUCGUGGCAUCCUGCUGCAGGCGAGCAGUGACAAGGACAUGCACGACUGGCUCUACGCCUUCAAUCCCCUCCUGGCUGGGUCCAUAAGGUCCAAGCUUUCCAGAAGGAGAACAGCCCAGAUGAGAAUCUAACCUGAAAAAUACCCUUCACCUCAUCCGUCUGCCAACAGGAUCAAGAUAGCUGAUUCUGUCUCAAGACUCCCCAUGUUAACGUCUGAUCUCUCACACCAUCUGCUGCCCCAGCUGCCUGCUCCAUGGAAGGAUCUGUCUCGAUUCACACCUUCGCGGAGGAAACUCACUUCCGUUCGUAGCUGCAAAAGCCUCGACCUGCCUGGGCAGGAUCUCUUGUGCACGUGCCAUCUUCUGCCCAUUCCCUCAUGGGUGACCUUCAUGUCACACCAUCUGUAAUGCUCCAGAAAGGUCCCUGUCAGAGGGGAGGGAGCGAGGAGGGCAGUUUUGGCUAAUAGCUGGUCUUUGAUCUACAGGGGUGGGAGUGUGGUAAAGCUUGGAGGUGGGAGAGCAGGAGGAAUUGCCUCCACAUGAAGGGAAAGGGGUAGUGUAAGUACGAGGAUUUCCUAGUUUAUUGAUGUUUCUGCAAGAGACAGCAGAGUAAGAUCAGGUGUCAGUAGUUUAAGAUGAUAUUUAUAAAGUAUUUAUUUCUAUUUACAUCACAAAAAUCCUGUAAGAUGAGUCCUGGCCCCUGAACAAUGCCUCCCCCAGGCAAGGGAGAGCCUUGGCAGUGGGCUGGGGCCCCAGAGAUGCCUCUCCUGGGACAUCCCUGGCAUGUGCCCGGCAGCAGCGGAGCUCUUGCCCUCGCUUCCUGCCCUUCCCCAACCCUCUGCUUUGCACCCCCCUGCGCUUAAACUACUUCUCCCCUAAGUGGUGGCUGGACAGCCUACCAUGUCUUCCCAAAGGAGGCAAUUUCUACCUGCCCCAUCUACCUCUGGAAAGGAGGAGCCCACCAUCUUGGUGGGCUGGAGAAUUCCACAUCCAUGUGGACACGUCACCUCACUUUGGAGCUUGGUCCUGCUGGAGGGAAAAGGAGGGUUCUGGGGAUGGCUCUGCCUGUGUGAGCUGUCCUGCCCAAAAGCAUGUGGGCCACCUCCAUUGUCUCAGCCUAGGAGCCCCUGGGGGCUUGUCCAAAGGGAUUCCUCCCCUCUUAGGACAGGACACCAAGGGCCCCAUCCCUGCAGGGAGUGUGGAGGUGCAGGUGGCUGCUUCCAACACUGGAUGGAAAAGUUCCCCAAGAGCUGAGGCUAGAAAUGGCUAUUCCAAUCCACAGGACCCUCUUUAGCCUUGCCCAAGAGGGCUGUCACAUCCCUUCUCCUUCCAGCAGGACAACACGCUCAAAGCAAGUCAGAGGGGCAGGGAGAGGCUGGGGUGGGGGUGUCGAGGUGGGGAAGGGGCUUCUUUUUACUGUUGUAUUUGGUGUUUUCUCACUCCUCUUUCCCUGCUGCAGAAGCGAGUGCUCACCUCCUUCCCACCCUGCCUUCAUCGGCACGUUAAUCCAGGGGGCUUCCCACGGCAGAGGUGGCUUUGCCGAAAGGACCUUCUCCUCCAGCCAUAACUUGCUUCCACCUUCCCCAGCAGCAGCUCUCCCUCUCCUCUAUCUUCCAUCUCUCAUCCAUUGUGAGGGGGGUAGGAUGCUUUCAGCUGGGGCUUCCCAAGCGGUCAGCUGGAUCCAGCACAGCUCCCGUCAGGAAGGCGAGCAUCUUCCUUCAUGUAUCCCCCGGGCACCCCCCUUGCUUCGCUGUCACGCCUCUGUGGCUUACCUUUCCUUGCACAGCACGGCUGCGCCUUGGCUCUGCCACACCUCCCCGCACUGUCUGUCUGUGUGUGUGCGCGUGUGUGUGUGUGGGACUUGGUGCUGUCUUCUUGUUACGCUCAUGUUGUUGGGGGGCACGGACAGGAAGGGACAUGGCAGAUGGGCAGAGGCUUGCAGGGACCCCUUCGCUGCACAUCAGAGGCCUUUCAGUUUGAGUUUCAGGUGAUGGAAAAGGGUUUUGGGAUCCUGAGCCCCUGCAGGUUUUGCCCAGCCUUGCUGCAGCUCCUUGGGCAUCUCAUCCCAUUGCUCUGGCCUGGAGCUGUGGCAGGGCUGCUUUUCCUAGCCCUGCUUCCCAGGCAGGUGGCAAAUUAUCCGCCCCAUCAAACUGGGUUAUUCCCCGUCCUGUGAUCUAGAAGCCAACUUGUGCCCUUUAUGGAGGGAUAGGUUCUCACUCGGGGGACAUGAAGGGGCAGAGCUGCGGCUGGGGUGGAGGAGGGUUCUGGGCUUUGACAUCCCAGCAAAGACUAGUUGGUGCCAUGCCGUAUUUCAGCGUAAAGGGCUAGGGAACACUGGGUGCCCCAGGGGAGAGGGGAGGCUCUACCAGGGCGGAGGCAGCUUCUGGUGGAGACAGGAAUCUGCGUCUGCCAGCGACCAGACACAGGUUCCUCAGCCAGGGCUGGGCAGCGCUGCCCGUGCUGCAGGCGAGGGGCGGCUGCGGGGCGGGCACAUCCUCCAGCCGGAGCUGAAGCCGAAGCUUUGCCUGAGGCCAGCAAACCUGCAGAGCAGACAGCUCGGCUGAGGGACACGGCGCUGAGGGAGACCCGGCUGGCAGUAUCCCUGCGGGAUGUCCCCGGCUUUGCAGGCUACUUUUGCCAUCUUCCUGGCCCCGCUCUCGCCAGCACCACGCACUCUCCCCGUUAUACCUCCCAUCCCCUCCUUCACCGCAGCCCCCCCCGGGAUGAGGAACGCAAACCUUGAUGUAUAGGCACGACUGUGAGCCCCAUCCGAAGGGAAAUCUCACAGGGGACAGUGGCAUGGAGGGUGGGCGAGCACCAGCGGGCGGCCCGGGACCUGCUGAGGGGCGUCUGCCCCCCUGUACCCUCUGGUCCCGGCCCUCCCUGCCCGUGCUCGGGGCUGGAGCCUCGGGUCCCGGCCGUCCGUGCACGCGUGAGGCUUGUUCGGUUCUGAAAUAAAUGUGGCAUUUAACGCAGAA
Messenger RNA from Pezoporus flaviventris, 8475 nucleotides. It is a transcript of the gene KIF1A, whose product is annotated as kinesin family member 1A. Gene Ontology annotation, molecular function: microtubule binding; ATP binding; microtubule motor activity. Gene Ontology annotation, biological process: microtubule-based movement. The transcript is spliced from 49 exons. The coding region runs from base 194 to 5629 and encodes 1811 amino acids. The record is from RefSeq and is a predicted model, not a curated record. Lineage: Eukaryota; Metazoa; Chordata; Aves; Psittaciformes; Psittacidae.